Chionomys nivalis (European snow vole) is the source of this 1153-nucleotide messenger RNA. It is a transcript of the gene Igfbp7, whose product is annotated as insulin like growth factor binding protein 7. Gene Ontology annotation, biological process: regulation of cell growth; regulation of signal transduction. Gene Ontology annotation, cellular component: extracellular region. The coding region runs from base 46 to 897 and encodes 283 amino acids. Gene Ontology annotation, molecular function: insulin-like growth factor binding. NCBI's taxonomy places the organism in Eukaryota, Metazoa, Chordata, Mammalia, Rodentia, Cricetidae. The transcript has 5 exons. The record is from RefSeq and is a predicted model, not a curated record.
UUCCCCGCUGCUCAUUCGCGCGCGCUCGUGUCCAGCCACCCCGCCAUGGAGCGGCCACCGUGCGCCCUGCUGCUCGGCUCAGCCGGUCUGCUGCUCCUGCUCCUACCCCUCUCCUCUUCCUCCUCUUCGGAUGCCUGCGGCCCGUGCGUGCCGGCUUCCUGCCCCGCACUGCCCCCGCUGGGCUGCCCGCUGGGCGAGACCCGCGACGCGUGCGGCUGCUGCCCCGUGUGCGCUCGCGGCGAGGGUGAGCCGUGCGGGGGCGGCGCGGCCGGCAGGGGGCACUGCGCGCCGGGCAUGGAGUGCGUGAAGAGCCGCAAGAGGCGGAAGGGUAAAGCCGGGGCAGCAGCCGGCGGCCCCGCGGUCCUCGCCGUGUGCGUGUGCAAGAGCCGCUACCCGGUGUGCGGCAGCGACGGCACCACCUACCCCAGCGGCUGCCAACUGCGCGCCGCCAGCCUGCGUGCCGAGAGCCGCGGGGAGAAGGCCAUCACCCAGGUCAGCAAGGGCACCUGCGAGCAAGGUCCUUCCAUAGUGACGCCCCCCAAGGACAUCUGGAACGUCACUGGUGCCAAGGUGUAUUUGAGCUGUGAAGUCAUCGGAAUCCCAACCCCUGUCCUCAUCUGGAACAAGGUAAAAAGGGACCACUCUGGAGUCCAAAGGACAGAACUCUUGCCUGGUGACCGGGAAAACCUGGCUAUCCAGACCCGUGGUGGUCCAGAGAAGCAUGAAGUGACUGGCUGGGUGCUGGUAUCUCCUCUCAGUAAGGAAGACGCGGGGGAAUACGAGUGCCACGCAGCCAACUCCCAAGGACAGGCUUCAGCCUCGGCCAAAAUUACAGUGGUCGAUGCCUUACACGAAAUACCAGUGAAGAAAGGUCAGUCCUCUCACCAUUUAAACUGAGAGGUCAAGGUGCUCAGCUAUAAACCUGCAAAACACAUUGGCCUAUGUAGCUAACGUGCUUCCAGACAGCUGACAGCUCUAAGCCCUACUCUCGCCUGACAAGUUUCUUUUAAGCUCAUCCACUAACACUUUAUUACAUCCAGCUGACUUUACAGAGAAUCAGAGAUAACACAAGACUAUCUACAAAAAUUUAUUGUUUAUUUACAAAAGCAUGCAAAGCUUUAAACAAAACAAAUAAAUCCUUAUCACAAAAGUA